Molecule: messenger RNA, 2951 nt
Organism: Ctenopharyngodon idella (grass carp)
Lineage: Eukaryota; Metazoa; Chordata; Actinopteri; Cypriniformes; Xenocyprididae
Gene: ankrd49
Product: ankyrin repeat domain 49
Exons: 3
Coding region: 165-851 (228 amino acids)
Biological process (GO): protein ubiquitination
Cellular component (GO): cytoplasm
Molecular function (GO): ubiquitin-protein transferase activity; protein binding
Source: RefSeq, a predicted model, not a curated record
GUUUUAUUGUGUGUCAAAAGCAUGUUAUUCAAAGACAUCUAAGGGUUUACUAGUUUAAGUAAGAGUAAAUUAUUAUAGGAACAGUUACAUCGAUAUAAAUUGAUCUGUCAGCCACUAAAAAAGGUGGCAACUGUGGUGGCAACAUGAUAUAAUUAUGGUGCCGGAUGUUAAUUCAUGAGAGCUCAGUGAUGGAGUUUCCAGAAGGCUUUAACCAGCUUGACCUGCUGGAGUCUCAUGGCCACAUGAUUCCAGUGGGGACAAAGAGCGGCUGGGUGGAAGAGGAGGAAGGAGAUGAUGAAGAUGAAACCUGUCACACUGAGGAAUGGUAUCAGGAACAGGAGCUUAAAUUACAAGACACUCCAUCUGAACUGAUGUUAUGGGCCGCUGAGAAGAAUAGAUUAGCAACAGUAGAACGUCUCCUCACAUUGAACCCAACACUCGCUAAUUGUCAUGAUAGCGAUGGUUACACCCCUCUACACCGUGCUGCCUAUGGUGGCCAUUAUUCCAUGGUCUCUGCUCUUUUGAAUGCUGGAGCGAAUCUUCAUGCGAGAACGACCGAUGAUUGGAUACCGCUACAUAGUGCCUGUCGCUGGGGUCAUGCCGCUGUAGCUUCUUGUCUUUUGCAAUGGGGGGCAGAGGUCAAUGCCUUGACAACGGGCCGACUCACACCACUUCAACUGGCGGCUGGAAAUGCUGCAGCUGGAAAGACGAUUGAGCUAUUGCUAUCACAGCGCACCCUACAGGCAGGACUGAAAAACAGUGCAGGAGAGACUGCUUAUGACAUUGCACAUCGCACAAGUGAACAUCACAGACUGUUUGAGAUGGCAGAGCCUUUUAAUAACAUUUAUUGACACGUGUGUAAGUGUUUAAUUUCUGACAUAAAGCUUAGAAAUUUGUUUUGUUGUGAAUUAAAGUUGAGGUGAUGCUUUUCUAUGAAAAAUAGGAGUUUGACAUUUAAAAAGACUAAUGUAAUCCAAGAUUGUAAUGCAUCAGCAUGCAGUUAAUGUUUACAACAAUGUGUAGGCCUAAUUAUAAUCAUUGAACGUUUUAAGCUUGUCAAGAAGGUUUUGUCUGUGCAUGAUGUGAUUUUCUUAACAUCUCCACACAGCUUACAUUCUAAAGAUGAGACAAUUAUUUUUAUUUUUGUUAUAAUUAUGCAUUCGCAGGGAGGAGCAGUACCAUGUCAACCAAACACUGUAUGUACAGGUGCUGGUCAUAUAAUUAGAAUAUCAUCAAAAAGUUGAUUUCACUAAUUCCAUUCAAAAAGUGAAACUUAUAUAUUAUAUUCAUUCAUUACACACAGACUGAUAUAUUUCAAAUGUUUAUUUCUUUUAAUUUUGAUGAUUAUAACUGACAACUAUGGAAAAUCCCAAAUUCAGUAUCUCAGAAAAUUAGAAUAUUGUGAAAAGGUUGAAUAUUGAAGACACCUGGUGCCACACUCUAAUCAGCUAAUUAACUCAAAACACCUGCAAAGGCCUUUAAAUGGUCUCUCAGUCUAGUUCUGUAGGCUACACAAUCAUGGGGAAGACUGCUGACUUGACAGUUGUCCAAAAGACGACCAUUGACACCUUGCACAAGGAGGGCAAGACACAAAAGGUCAUUGCAAAAGAGGCUGGCUGUUCACAGAGCUCUGUGUCCAAGCACAUUAAUAGAGAGGCGAAGGGAAGGAAAAGAUGUGGUAGAAAAAAAGUGUACAAGCAAUAGGGAUAACCGCACCCUGGAGAGGGUUGUGAAACAAAACCCAUUCAAAAAUGUGGGGGAGAUUCACAAAGAGUGGACUGCAGCUGGAGUCAGUGCUUCAAGAACCACUACGCACAGACGUAUGCAAGACAUGGGUUUCAGCUGUCGCAUUCCUUGUGUCAAGCCACUCUUGAACAACAGACAGUGUCAGAAGCGUCUCGCCUGGGCUAAAGACAAAAAGGACUGGACUGCUGCUGAGUGGUCCAAAGUUAUGUUCUCUGAUGAAAGUACAUUUUGCAUUUCCUUUGGAAAUGAGGGUCCCAGAGUCUGGAGGAAGAGAGGAGAGGCACACAAUCCACGUUGCUUGAGGUCCAGUGUAAAGUUUCCACAGUCAGUGAUGGUUUGGGGUGCCAUGUCAUCUGCUGGUGUUGGUCCACUGUGUUUUCUGAGGUCCAAGGUCAACGCAGCCAUAUACCAGGAAGUUUUAGAGCACUUCAUGCUUCCUGCUGCUGACCAACUUUAUGGAGAUGCAGAUUUCAUUUUCCAACAGGACUUGGCACCUGCACACAGUGCCAAAGCUACCAGUACCUGGUUUAAGGACCAUGGUAUCUCUGUUCUUAAUUGGCCAGCAAACUCGCCUGACCUUAACCCCAUAGAAAAUCUAUGGGGUAUUGUGAAGAGGAAGAUGCGAUAUGCCAGACCCAACAAUGCAGAAGAGCUGAAGUCCACUAUCAGAGCAACCUGGGCUCUUAUAACACCUGAGCAGUGCCACAGACUGAUCGACUCCAUGCCACGCCGCAUUGCUGCAGUAAUUCAGGCAAAAGGAGCCCCAACUAAGUAUUGAGUGCUGUACAUGCUCAUACUUUUCAUGUUCAUACUUUUCAGUUGGCCAAGAUUUCUAAAAAUCCUUUCUUUGUAUUGGUCUUAAGUAAUAUUAUAAUUUUCUGAGAUACUGAAUUUGGGAUUUUCCUUAGUUGUCAGUUAUAAUCAUCAAAAUUAAAAGAAAUAAACGAAAUAUAUCAGUCUGUGUGUAAUGAAUGAACAUAAUAUACAAGUUUCACUUUUUGAAUGGAAUUAGUGAAAUAAAUCAACUUUUUGAUGAUAUUCUAAUUAUAUGACCAGCACCUGUAUACAACAAUUAUCUCAACUACUGUCUUAAAAAUACUUUCAAUGCAUAUAAUUUUUAACUAAACCCGUUUGAUAUAUGUGGAUGUAUUGUAUGGAAUUUAAGAACUGUAAUUGGUCACUAUUUAAAAUUUUCACCAUUUGAA